This is a messenger RNA of Aspergillus oryzae RIB40, 1974 nucleotides long. RefSeq lists its product as uncharacterized. Lineage: Eukaryota; Fungi; Ascomycota; Eurotiomycetes; Eurotiales; Aspergillaceae. The transcript has 2 exons. Gene Ontology annotation, molecular function: zinc ion binding; DNA-binding transcription factor activity, RNA polymerase II-specific; sequence-specific DNA binding. Bases 1 to 1974 code for a protein of 657 amino acids. Gene Ontology annotation, biological process: positive regulation of transcription by RNA polymerase II; DNA-templated transcription. The record is from RefSeq and is a predicted model, not a curated record.
AUGGAACAGACGACGAGAAUCCGGAAAAGAGUUCCAAAAUCCUGUCGUCGCUGCCAUCGACGAAAACAACGCUGUGUAGGAUUCCCCACCUGCGCCAACUGCAACGCGGCAAAUGAACCUUGUAUACGCUUGGAGACGUCUCCAUCUUGGCAUCAUGCGAUGUCCAAGGGCGCAUUGGCGCAGCGAAUUGAAGCUUUGGAAGCGCAUCUUUCUGCCAUAACUGAAGGUUUACCAUCCAACAUCAGGGAGCAGCCUAUUGAAUCGCCAGAGCGUACGCCGUCUGCACUUGGAGAACAGACCGAGAGAGAACCUAGAGAGAAGAGCAGGGCGACUGCAUACUUUGGGCCUUCAUCUGGCGUGACUCUUACGGAGAGCUUGAGUACUAUUGUUAAGGAUGGCGCCUGGACCGAUAGAUCGAUUCCGAUUCAUGGUACCGAACAUCAUGAACCACUAUCGCCGGCUCCCACGGCUGAGCAGGGCAAGGCUGCGGCACCUGACGAUACGCUCGGGAGGCAGCUCCUUGAUGCAUACUUCAUUAACAUGCACACGCGACAACCAUUUAUCAACUGUGCGGAGAUUCUUCAGCUACACUCUAGACGAUACGAUGCGCCCGGCACCGGUCAGCUAGAACAAUACGGAAUGUUCAAACUAUUUAUGGUGUAUGCUAUUGGAGCAGCGAUGCUACAGCAGCUCACUGAACAGUACGAGUCGACGACGGCGAGCGCAUAUUUUGCUACUGCAAUGCAAUUUGAUAGUACGCUGCGAGACUCGCUGUCUAUUAUGGGUAUCGAAGGGCGGGUGUUGAUGGUCAUAUAUGAGCUACGAUCGAGCUCUAGCUCAAGCGUGUGGUACAACAUCGGUAUGGCGAUGCGGAUAUGCAUCGACCUGGGUAUGCACCGCGAAUCGCACUACAGGACACUGGAACCAUUGGAGGCGCAGUUGCGCCGAAGGCUAUUUUGGAGUGUAUACGUGAUCGAGCGACAUGUAUCAUGGUCCCUCGGACGGCCAUUCAGUAUAGCAGAGGACGAAAUCGAUGUACAGAUCCCCGUUGAUAUUGAUGACCCGACUAGCAGGUAUUUUGGGGUAGAGCACGCCAUGGGUGACUUAUCUUCGGAUAUUGCGCAUGGGACAAAUAUACCGACCAUCAGACGGUUUAUUGCGACAGUGCACUUGCAACGGAUCAUGUCCCGCCUUCAUACCAAAAUUUACCGCGUGGACAGAAACAUGCCUGAUUUAAUUCCGGAAAUAUCCCCAUUGUUGGCCUCGCUGGAGGAGUACAAGAGAGGCUUGCCUGCCUUACAGCCAGAAGACAAUGACUUUAUCCAAAUGCAUUGGUAUAAUUGUGUUCGCGCGCUGCUGCAGCCAUUUCUGAGUAUUCUCGACCCAGAAGAUGACCUCAUCAGAACUUGCCUGCACGCAUCGGGGCAAAUGUGCCAAUUGUUCAAGCGUUCGCAACAAAACGGCCUAUCGGGGUACUCUUUCCUCUUAGCAAAUUCGGUUUAUAUUGCCGGACUCACAAUGUGCUGUAGCUUUUGCUUGUUCCGAUCUCCACAACUAUGGAGGAUGAGUGUGGCAAAUGAUCUCCGUGCGUGCUCAUCCGCCAUAUUUGCCAUGGCUGAGCGGAAAUCCAGCUUUAGGAAAUACCGCGACGACUUGGAGAAUAUGAUCAACCGAGCUAUGGCCUUUGUCGAUGACGCAUCGUCCCAUAACUUGUGUAUAUCUAACCAGCCAGCAGCAGGCGUAGAAGGAUCAUCGGGAUCUCAUUUCGCCAACCUUGAAAAUUCCAAGGAUCCCAUGGCGAGUACACUCGGUCUACAAAGUGCAGCCAUUUUAGAGGCUCAAGAGCAAGAGGAUUCUUUUAAUGCACAAAAUCCAUUCGCAGAUAUGUCCUUAGAAGACUUCUGGACUGGCGAGAAUCUUAAUUUUCCUACAUUGGAUGUGUUUGGCUUUGGUUGGGAUAGCUUAGGUUCGUAG